Tribolium castaneum (red flour beetle) is the source of this 1215-nucleotide messenger RNA. RefSeq names its product inositol-tetrakisphosphate 1-kinase. Lineage: Eukaryota; Metazoa; Arthropoda; Insecta; Coleoptera; Tenebrionidae. Gene Ontology annotation, cellular component: cytoplasm. The coding region runs from base 34 to 1008 and encodes 324 amino acids. Gene Ontology annotation, molecular function: inositol-3,4,5,6-tetrakisphosphate 1-kinase activity; inositol-1,3,4-trisphosphate 6-kinase activity; ATP binding. The record is from RefSeq and is a predicted model, not a curated record. The transcript has 3 exons. Gene Ontology annotation, biological process: inositol trisphosphate metabolic process.
AAUAACAGUCGUGUUUAUUUGUUACGCAAAAAAAUGUCGAACAUUGCGUGUUGGAUGUCUGAGAAAAAAAUCCAAAAAAUCAAUUGGGUUGAGUUUGAAAAAACGUGCAAACAGUACGGUUUUGGCUUAUUCAAGUUGGAUUUAAACACUAGUCUAGAGUCGCAAGGUACGUUCUGUGUUUUUUUACAUAAAUUAACUGAUAUUAUUGCUUCGGCUGAUCAGGGGGACCCUAAGUGUGCCAGUUUGAUUCACCGAGUUGAAGAGUACAUAAAAGCCCACCCAUCGUUGGUCGUACUUGACCCAAUCUCCAAUGUGCGUCAGCUGCUCAACCGAUACAUAUCAUACCGGAAAAUCAACUCAACAAAUUUGCACAAAUUCGGUAUUUUUAUACCGAAUUUCUGCGAACUGAAUUCAAACAACUUGCAAGAGCUUUCAAACCAGUUGAAAAAUUCCAAAGUCACUUAUCCGUUCAUUUGUAAGCCUAGUCUGGGCCACGGGUCAAAAGAGGCCCAUUCGAUGUCUCUAAUUUUCAACGAGAAAGGCUUACACGAUUGCAAAACCCCCUGUGUUGCUCAAAGUUUCAUCAAUCAUAAUGCAGUCUUGUAUAAGAUUUUUAUAGUCGGUGAUAAGCACCAUUUUGUGGAGCGGCCUUCUCUUAAAAAUUUCCAUGCUUGUGAUGACGAAACGAUUCAUUUUGAUAGUAGUGAUGUCUCAAAAGCGGGCUCUCGGAACAGUUUGACGCUUCUAGAACCGUAUGAAAUUGUAGACAAGGUGGAGCCUGAUCCAGAGGUUCUGAAACGGAUUGCUGUGACUUUGAGGGAUGAGUUUGGGAUGGAUUUAUUAGGGGUUGAUGUUGUGAUUGAGAACAAUACAGGGAGGUAUGCAAUCAUUGACAUUAACAGCUAUCCAGGCUAUGAUGGGUUUCCGGAUUUCUAUGACGCUCUUGUGAAUUGUAUUAAUAAGAAAGUUAACUCCAAAUGUAAGAUUGAUAAGUUUGGUGAUAAUUAAGUAAAAAAUACUGCCAAAAGUAACAUUCCAUAUUUUUGAUGAAACGCCAAAUUGAGAAAAAGACAUGAUUUUUGACUGAUUGUGGAGCCAAAGAUCGCUUGUCAAGUAUUGUAAAAUGAACAAUUUUUGUACUUAUAUUGUAUAUAAUUUACUAUUGUACACUGGUAAUUUGUAGCUAGUGGCCUCAAUAUACACGAUAACAUUUGU